GAUUGGUGGACGCAGCGCGCAGACACGGAGGCGGAGCUUUUGUACGGGCAGGGGCGAGUGGGGGCUGCGGGUAGGCGGUUCCCUUUGGGGCUCAGAGGGAAGUCCCUGGAUUUCGGGAACAUUCCCAGAAUUCCGCCAUGGCUCCCUCACGCAGCCGCUCCUCCACCCGAAUCCCGCCGUGUAUCCCCAAGCGCCAACUCCCGCCAGGAUAUUCGGAUUCCCUCCUUUUCCUCUGCGCCCGCCGCAUCGUCGCCCACCACCCCCUUCCCAUCCUUCCCGCUCUUCCUGCACACCUCUACCCCAUCCUAUUCCAAGCGGCAUUCCUGGAUGGAAGACCCCUGGUCCUGCGGGAUUUGGUGGCCGCUUGGCCUUUCCCAGUGCUCAAUUUCCAGCGGCUCGUGGGGCGCCGGGAAUUGCUCCGGGAUCACCCCUGCAAGCUCUGCGUCCAGGCCGUCAUCCUGGCUGUGGUGGCGCAGCUCCGGCGGGAGCUGGAAGAGCCUGGCCACCAUUCCAGCGGGUGCCGCCUGCGCGUGCUGGACGUGACAGGAGUUCCGGACGAUCCAGCUGGCCGCGCUCCAGACGGAAUGAGCGUCUGGUCCGGCACUGUGGCUUUGGCCAAGGCUUGUGUGGAAGUGUCCAAGCACCAGAGGGAAUUCCAGAGGCGCGGGUCCAAGCGGCACAAAGGCCGCUCCGGAGCCGCCACAGCUGCGGCUGCUCCGCAGCCCCCAGGCGUAGACGUCCAUGCGGACCUGUUUGUCAACGGAACAUCCUACGGGAUCCUGCGCGAGGCGCUCCAGACCGGAGCCGCCGGCCCACUGCGCCUCAAGUGCCGUGAAUUCCAAGCAGAAAAACUCUCUCUGGCCGGCAUUGUGAGCCUGUUGGAAUCUCUAGAUCCUUCCUGUGUGCGGAGGGUGGAUCUGCGCUUCCGGAAUUUGGGAUUAACCGGACUCUCGGUGAUCCUGCCGCACCUCUCGCGCUUCCCAGAACUGCGCAGCCUCAAGCUCCAGUACAGCAACGUGGACGUGCGGCGCCCGACGCCUGAAUCGGCCAUCGGAAUACGCUGCCUGGCCGGGCAGCUGGGAAUGCUGCCCAGCCUCCGGGAGCUCAACCUGGGAUCCUCCCGGCUCUCUGGGAAUCUGCGCCAGAUCCUCUGUGACCUCCAGGCUCCAUUGGAAAGCUUGGAAUUGGCCUUCUGCUCCCUCGUUCCCGCCGACCUCGCCUUCCUCUCCCAAAGUUUCCACGCUCCGGCCCUCAAAAGGUUGGAUCUGAGCGGCCAUGACUUCUCCCAAGGCCUCCUGGAGCCGCUGCGGCUGCUCCUGGAGGAAACCUCGGCCUCGCUGUUGCACCUGGAUCUCAUGGAAUGCCGCAUGGCUGAUUCCCACCUGGAUGCACUGCUCCCAACACUCCGGCGCUGCUCCCGCCUGCGAUUCCUGGGACUCUACGGCAAUUCCCUGUCCACAGCUGCACUCAAAGAUCUGCUCCAGAAAACCUUGGAGCUGGUGGAUCUCCACCUGGUCGUGUAUCCCUUCCCUGUGGAUUGCUACAAGCCGGAGCCUCCGCGCCGAGUCCCGGGAUCCCGGCGGAUUUAUGAGGAACCCAUGGAUGGGGAACGUUUGGCAGCUGCCACUGCAGAGAUUUCCCAGCUGCUGGCUAAUUCUGGGAGAACCGAUCUCGUCUGGACUUACAAUCCCUACGGCCACGGAGCCCUGGACUACUUCUCCUUGUGACUUGAGAAAACCUUGGAGGCGGGAAAAGCUCAGAGCUUCCAUCAUGGAAAAGUGCCGCUGCCUCCUUCCUAAAAUCCAUGCGUUUUCCUCCUCAUACCGGUGCUUUUCUGCCUCAUUCCAGUGGCUUUUUCCUUUCAUUUUGGUGCUUUUCUGCCUGGUUUUGUUAGUUGUCCACCUCAUCCCAAUGUUUUUCUGCCCCAUCCCAAGAUUUUUCCGUGAUUUCGAAGCUUUUCUGCCACGUUUUGAGGGUUUUCCUCCCCAUCUCAAUAGUUUCCCCCUAAUCCCAAUAUUUUCCCCCUCAUACCAGUAUUUUUCUGCCUCAUCCCAAUAUUUUUCCAUCCGAUUUCAUGAUUUUUCCAGCCCAUCCUGGUGGUUUUUUGGUUAGGAUUGGUUUUGUACGGCCAUAUUCCUGGAGGCUCUGGGACUGAAUUCCACAAGAAGCUGCCGGAAGGUUCUCCCGUGUCUGGCCAAUCCUCUCGGGAACAGCAGCAAAAUCUCUGGAAUAAGAAUUAAGACAGAAGAAAUCAAUCAUAGCACAGCUGGAAUUCCAGAGCAGCAAUUUGGGAAAGGAAUUACUCCAGAGAUCAUUCCAAGGUGCUGGAGUGGAAAUUCCCAAAAUUCCGUGGUGCAUCCAAAGGGAAGCUCAUCCUAGAACUGGAUCUUUGCAAGGACCUGCGGAUCCAAAAAAGGAGCAGAUUCCUAACAGGAAUCCCACAGAGGAAAACCCUUUGGAGCAGGAUAUUGCUGACCUAUUGACCCUUUGGAAAAGUUCAUGAGGAAUUGUCUUCCAUGGGAAUGACACAUUGG
This is a messenger RNA of Catharus ustulatus (Swainson's thrush), 2534 nucleotides long. RefSeq names its product leucine-rich repeat-containing protein 14-like. The coding region runs from base 138 to 1727 and encodes 529 amino acids. The record is from RefSeq and is a predicted model, not a curated record. Lineage: Eukaryota; Metazoa; Chordata; Aves; Passeriformes; Turdidae. The transcript has 4 exons. Gene Ontology annotation, cellular component: cytoplasm.